Cottoperca gobio is the source of this 4299-nucleotide messenger RNA. RefSeq names its product TAR DNA binding protein b (gene tardbpb). The coding region runs from base 557 to 1873 and encodes 438 amino acids. The transcript has 6 exons. Gene Ontology annotation, molecular function: RNA binding. Gene Ontology annotation, biological process: regulation of gene expression. Lineage: Eukaryota; Metazoa; Chordata; Actinopteri; Perciformes; Bovichtidae. Gene Ontology annotation, cellular component: chromatin; nucleoplasm. The record is from RefSeq and is a predicted model, not a curated record.
AGUUCCGUUUUCGUUUAGAUAAAGUCAUUUUGGUAGGCCAUACAUGGUGGUUUUAUAUUUCGCCUCGUGGAAAAAAACAAACAAUCCCUGAUGUUCUUCUUACCUGGCAUUUUAGACGAGACGAGCGUUUUGUUUAAAUUGGAUAACGUCAUAAACCUGUGCAAGCCAUUUUGAGGAAAUCGUUUUGUUGGAUUAGUUAUCGAGGGACCGUACGCAGUUUUCAUUCCGCGGCACAGUUGAACGGUCGUCCGGUGUUGACGACACAGAUCCCCGUGGUCCCGACGAACAAAGGAACAGGCUGAUGCACGUUCUUUAGCGCUAUUGGAGAGAGAUAUUGUGUAUGACACAAUUUAAAUUAAGCCUACCCUAACGCCUUUUUGGUUAUGGUAUUUUUAUUUGAGAAGUUACCCCGAAAUAAAUAACAAUUUAGCCUGACUCAUUCAGUCCUGUUAGCAACAUCGGCUAACCUUUAGCUGCAAUUGUGGACAACUAGCAAGCUAACUGCUAACUUUAGCAUUGUUUUGAUUCAAGCAGGAAGUUUUUAUUUUUUGGCAACAUGGCUGAGGUAUAUAUUCGAGUGGCAGAAGAAGAAAAUGAGGAACCAAUGGAGAUCCCGUCCGAGGACGACGGCACUGUUCUGCUUUCAACUGUGGCGGCUCAGUUUCCAGGAGCGUGCGGCCUACGCUUCAGGAGCCCGGUGUCUCAGUGUAUGCGGGGAGUGCGUCUCGUGGAAGGGGUCCUGCACGCACCAGAAAACGGAUGGGGGAAUGUCGUAUAUGUGGUGAACUAUCCGAAAGUUGUCAAGCUAGCAGCUUGUGGAAGACUCCGGAGAAGCGCAAUGAGUGCACGGCCGCAAGUAGACGGACAGGUUGACUUUUACAGUCCUUCGACAGCGACAGAUACAGACAACAAAAGAAAAAUGGAGGAAAUUGAUGCCUCUUCUGCUGUGAAAAUGAAGAGAGGGGACAUGAAGACAUCUGACCUGAUUGUACUGGGUCUUCCAUGGAAAACAUCUGAGCAGGACCUUAAAGACUACUUUAGCACAUUUGGAGAAGUCAUUAUGGUCCAGGUAAAACGAGACGCCAAGACUGGAAACUCUAAAGGAUUUGGCUUUGUGAGGUUCACAGAAUAUGAGGCCCAAGAAAAGGUGAUCUCCCAGCGCCAUAUGAUUGACGGAAGAUGGUGCGACUGCAAGCUCCCUAACUCAAAGCAAGGCCCAGAUGAGCCAUUGAGGAGCCGGAAAGUGUUUGUAGGCCGUUGCACAGAAGAUAUGACCACUGACGACCUGCGGCAGUUCUUUAUGCAGUAUGGUGAAGUCACGGAUGUCUUCAUCCCCAAGCCAUUCCGUGCUUUUGCCUUCGUCACAUUUGCAGAUGAUCAGGUUGCCCAGUCUCUCUGUGGAGAGGACCUAAUAAUCAAAGGUGUCAGUGUUCACAUCUCAAAUGCUGAGCCCAAACAUGGCAAUAGGCAGUUUGAUCGCACAACACGGUUUGGGAAUGGUUUUGGAGCUCAAGCAUUUGGUAGUAGUCGUAGUGGGUUAGGGAGCAGCACUAACAGUAGUUUGGCUAAUUUUGGUUCCUUCAGUCUGAACCCUGCUAUGAUGGCUGCUGCUCAGGCGGCUCUGCAGAGUAGUUGGGGGAUGAUGGGAAUGCUGGCUAGUCAGCAGCAGACAUCUACCUCAGGCAGCACCUCCAGUGGAACAAGCUCUAGUAGGGACCAGAGUCAGUCUUUCAGUACAGGCAACAGCAAUUACGGCACCAGCUCAGCCAGUCUCGGCUGGGGAACAGGGUCAAACUCUACAACCACUGGUAGUGGGUUUAGCUCAGGUUUUGGGUCCAGUAUGGAGUCAAAGUCAUCUGGGUGGGGUAUGUAAGUUAAAUGUUUGUAUGGUAAGUAUUGUGACAAAGAUGAGUCUUUUCAAAAUUAAUUUCUGGUGUUAUUGCGUAUCUGAAAACUUAACACUUUUGUCGAAGAUGUUUUGUACAUUUGGAAAAAAUGCUAAAGAUUUAAUUUAGAAAGUGUUUGAAGUGAGUUAUUUACAGGAUGUGUGACUAAAGUGCUAUUUUUGAUGUCUCAUUUGUUUGUAUCCAUUUCAACUGGAUUCUCUAAUGCAUGUAUUGAGAAAUGUGAUAUAACCAUUUUGAAAACGCAUGAAUGUUUGUGGUUCACUAUUAUCCGGCUUUGUCAUCGACCUAAAAGGCAAUCUUGCAUUGGGAAGAAUCUGGUUGAAACCUAAAUGUGUUUUAAGUGCAACUUUAUUUGCAGUCAAGUUCUGUGGAAAAGCCUUCAUUGAAAUCUCUUCUGCAGUUCACCUCUCUUCCAUUUUCCUGUGAGGAAGCUCCUCUAAGGCAGCAUUCUUGGGGUGAUAUCGGUAUCAUUCUCCCUCUUCCCACCUGUAAAUGCUAUGCCAUCACAGAACGGCUUCACUCCGCAUGUUCUAAGAGACGGUGGGUGUUUUCACUUUUAUCCACUUUUAAAUGGAGAGAACUGCGCAACUGACAUUUUAAGAACUGAUGAGUGCGAUUGAGGAUGGCUUGUGACGAAGAGUGAAGCGAUGAGUGAGCGAACGGAGAGACGCGUGAAACGGACUGGUUGUGCAGUGAAAGAGCCCAAAUUUGACUGCUUUUUGAAUGUGUGAGUGGAAGCUGCAGAUGCUACGAGCACCUCCCCUAACAUGGACAUUCUUUAAGUAGUACUUCAAGAUUUUUCUUUUUUUAAAUCUUUGCAAGUUUUUCCUUACUCUUAAGUAUGUCGAUCAAGUGCAGAAAUAUCAAAUGUAGUGGAAUGUUGUGAUGAAUAUUUGUAUUGCUUAUAUUUGAUUUGAAUGCUGUAUGGUGUGUGCUUUCAUGUUAUUGAACUGAUCUGUAAGUGAGUACUUGAUGUGGAUGACACCUGCUGAAGACUCUGGGGGACGCGAGUGAUAGUGUGAGAACGUGGAGUGGUGUGUCCAAUGUUUCCCAGUAGCUCUUGUGGUGUUUGUGAGGUGUUUUAAAAACAUGUCAAAUGAAGGGAGUUCUCUAAUAAAGUUCAUUUGAAUAGAUGCUUAGUUGAUAAUUAAUUGGGUAAAUUUGUCAAAUAAAAAAACAUCUAAUUCGAUUCACAUAUCUAGGGACCUUGGGCUCUGCUGGUCGAGGUCUGCGUUUGAACCCUGACUGAAGUCUGUUCUGAAGGACGAAGACGGAAGUUCCAACACUUUCAGUGUGUGGCCUUCUCAGACAUGGGGUAGUACCUGUCUUUUUGCUGCUUUUUUAUGGCUUGUCAGAGUGAAUGAUCCCUUUUUUGAUUAUCCACAGCUACUUUUAAGGUUGGAGGGAAUUUGUAAGUGGGGGUGUCAUUGUCUUAAUUUUAACCUUGAAUAGAUGAGUUCAGGAGUCUGGCAUCACUUCUCCAAACUAUUUUUGUCCCUAAUUUGGCUCAAGCAAAGGCACACUGCUGAUCUGGAAAUGGUGACAUUUAGAUAUUCUUAUACACUGGCCACUUUGAGGUACACAUGUACCUGUAAUCUCUUGCAAAUCAAUACACUUCAACCUUUUAGGGAGUUGAAAAUAUUAAGUUUUAUUUUUUAUACAAAUGUUUAAAUUAAAGAUUCUGUUUGACACUGAGGUGAUAGGUGCAGAUAUAGAUUAAAUUAUUAUAUUGAGAUUGUCCUCCCUAUUUUCGACAAAUAAAACAGUAUGGCGGUUAUUGUUAAAGUGUCAAAAGGGGAGGAAAUGAUUGGCAUCAUGAAAGUAGACUGUGGCAGGUGUAUUGAUUGCAUUAGAUUAUACAUGUGUACCUAAUAAAGUGGUCUGAUAACCGUAGAAGAAAUACCUGUUUGGAGAAAGGCAGGUGUAUCAUUUAGCAAAGUCCUUGAUAGUCAGUGUCACAAAAGCAUACUUUCAAAUCAGUUCAUGCAUAUUUAUUAUUGUGACAAACCAGUGCCAAAUGCAAAUAUUUAACAUUGCAUCAGCUGUUCCCAGGACAGAUAACAGUCGGGAGCUAUUUUCUCUACAUCUGCAGUGUACAUAACACUACAGUAUUAUGUAGAAUCCUUGAAAGUGAAAUGAAAGAAUGAUUGGCACCCUGACCACACUGCACUUAUUUUCAUGUAAUAGUCAGCCUUCAUGUUUAUCUGAAUGUUGGGCAAGUGAGACGCUGCAGGUCCUGCCUCCUGUCCUUAUUCUAUGCUCUCCUCCGUGUCUCUGCUCUUCCUCUUCCCAGUGCUCUUCUUUUUCAAAUCCCUCUGCUCCUGGUUCAGUUCUUCACUUUUAUUUUGUAUGUAGAUCGACUGAAAUAAAUAAAGGCAAAUUAAACAUUUAA